Cydia splendana is the source of this 2902-nucleotide messenger RNA. It is a transcript of the gene Wnt2, whose product is annotated as protein Wnt-2. The record is from RefSeq and is a predicted model, not a curated record. The transcript is spliced from 9 exons. Gene Ontology annotation, biological process: positive regulation of JNK cascade; neuron differentiation; multicellular organism development. Gene Ontology annotation, molecular function: cytokine activity; frizzled binding. Lineage: Eukaryota; Metazoa; Arthropoda; Insecta; Lepidoptera; Tortricidae. Bases 330 to 1451 code for a protein of 373 amino acids. Gene Ontology annotation, cellular component: extracellular region.
CGGUUAAGGCAUGGUUAAGGCGAACCUAGAGCCUAGUGCCGACGGAUGGACCACUCGCCAGUGGAGGCUGGGAUUCCGCGCGACUCGCACGCGCCACCCGUUUCAAACGAGUUCCAAAUUCGAACCGACGCAGAGUGACAGUUGGUGACUGUGUUUUGUUUUUUAUUAAGUGCGAAGGUUUGAUCAUACUGAAUUGAUACUACCUGGACGUAACGACAAUGUGAUUCAACACAGUGGUCCAAGCAACAACAACACGGACAAAAGAGUGAAACAAUGUUAAAAUGAAAGUGUGUGUGGGAUAAAAUCGCAAAUAACUAGGAUGUGAAACGAUGUUGGCAUGUGUGCGGGCGGGCAGAGAGGUUCGCGCGCCGGACGGACACACCGCGCAACACAGUGUGCAACACAGUGGGCAACGCGCACGAAGCUCACAGCGCAACUUCGAUUGGUGGAUUGUACUGUUUUUCGUCCUGCUUUGCGUUCGCAGCAGCAGGAGCGGCGUAUCACUGGGCGCGCACCUCGUGUGCGCACGCGUCGCCGGCCUCACCGACAAGCAGCGCAACAUGUGCCGCGCCACGCCCGCCGCCAUCGCCGCCGUUGGGGACGGCCUCAGGAUGGCGUAUGCAGAGUGCCGGCAGCAACUCUCGGGCCACAGAUGGAACUGCUCGGGAGUGGGCGACGGCAACGAUUUCGGACACAUCAUGCCUUUAGCUACUAAGGAGGCCGCCUUCACGUACGCCAUAACAUCGGCGGGCGUUACGCAUGCGCUGAGCGCUGCGUGCGCGCGCGGCGACCUGCCUGCAUGCGGCUGUGCUGCUAACAGCAGGAGGCGGCCGUCGACAGAGCAGUUCCAAUGGGGUGGCUGCGGAGAAGCCGCGUACGGAGCGAGAUUUGCGCGUAGAUUUCUCGACGCAAGAGAGUUGGAUGCAGAUGCGCGGGGCCGCAUGAACCUGCACAACAACCGCGUCGGCAGGAAGAUGGUGAAAGACCUGGUCCGCCGCGAGUGCAAGUGUCACGGCGUUUCGGGAUCCUGCGCCAUGCGAACCUGCUGGAGGGCCCUACCCCAGUACCAGGCUGUGGCCACCGCUCUCCGAGAAAAGUACAGAAAGGCCAAGCUGGUCGCACCUCAGCCACCGCAGUCUCAUUUGGUCAUACGCAGAUCAAAGCAAACGAUGGCGGUGGGCCGGCAGCCACGGAAGUCAGAGCUGGUGUACCUGGAGCCAUCUCCAUCAUACUGCGAACCUGACGCAGUCUCGGGGUCCCUUGGCACACACGGAAGAGUAUGCAACAGAACCUCUAGAGGUGAAGACGGCUGUGAGACCCUCUGCUGCGGCCGGGGCUACAACACCGUACGGGCGGUGAAGGCGACCCAGUGCCGAUGUCGCUUCCACUGGUGCUGUCGCGUCAGCUGCGAGACUUGCGUCGUCCGUACUGAGACGCAUGUGUGUAAAUAACCAGUGCUGAACCGUCCAACCAACUGAGACGACUGGCAACCGUACUGCCGUUGAUUCCAUUGCUGUUGUCGUGUGUAGCCAAGCCACAUAUAUACGUCGUCCACGCUAUGACGCAUGUAAAUAACCCGUGCUGGCCCCGUAGACAACAUGCCAAUCGCUAACGCUCCGUAGCGAACGAAACGCAACUGUCACUGUCACACUAAUAUGGAAGAAUGAUAGAGAGCCACAAAUCAAUUCGAUGGCGAAGCGAUAGCGAUUGUCACCUUGGCUAGGCCGCUUGAACCGUCAAAACUUGGACUGAGACUUCAAGCAUCCGUUCUGCCUUCGAUUCAAAUUAUGCUUUUUGACUGACUAGGUUUGAAAAUAAAAUACUUAUAACAGAAAUGAACGUGACUACUAUACUGCUAAUGAUUAUGUAGGUGUCGCAGUAUUAUCUCAUUGUACAAUAUCUGAAUGUGUUUUGAUGUUUUAUAUGUAUAUCUAAUCAAUCAGCUAAUUCCGGCCACCUGGUUUUAAAGCGAUUGUUUACAAUUCAAAUUCUAAAUCAGUUCUCUGAUGUCAGAGCCUUUUGUCCACUAUUUUUUGUCACGUAUUUGUCUAUCAUUAAUAUCAUUACUUAUCUGUGUUUAGGUACUCUGCCCUAUUCUGAAAUUCACCCCACUGAUGAUUAAACACAAUUUUACGAAAAACCUCAAAAACAAGCGCUUUAGCUACGGUGUUCAAUAAGCAUUUGUACAUACAUUAAUUAAUGUAAUGUCUACGUUAUCAUACUUAUUUGAAUAUUCUUAAUAAUGAUCUGUAUUAAUGCCUCCUAUUCAUAAAGGUAUUUUCUUGUUUUGAACGCACUCCUAAUAAAAUUCUUGUAUUCUUUUUUAUAGGUGAUUCUGAUUCUGAUUACGCUACCUACUUGAAUUUAUGCCAGUAACUGCAAUAGCUUUUUAAGGUCAACGGAGUAUUUUUUUGACAAACAAAUGUCAGCAUAAUUAGUUUCAAACCAUCCAAAGUUGUGUUGCAAACAAUACCUGAGUAAAUCGUUUUUGUGGGGCCUGAAAUGUAAACUAUUACAAUUAUUUAGGACUAAGGAUUACGUAGUAACUUAAGUAUUAGUGUCCGAUCGAAACUGGUUUUUUUGCCGAAACCGAAGCUUCAGUUUUGCUCUAGUUUCUGUCGAAUCGAAACCAAACCUUGUGCCGAAACAUAUUUUUGAUGCCGAAACCUGCCGAUAUCGAACUCAAAACUGCGGUCGAACACUACCGAAAAUCCGAAAACAAAACGAAACGACGUGCGGAUCCAGAAACCGUAAGCCGAAAAAUGAUUUUUAUGCAGGAACCUGCCAUAACUGAAAUUUCGGUCGGAUACUACUUCUUAUGUCCUUCCUUGGGCACGGCGUCAAAAACUAGUUUGGAACCCUAUGAAGCUAGUACCUACAAGAGUAUUUUCUUACAACCGUC